AUGUCCAGGCAUCCCAUCCCACCUCAUCCUCCCCCGCAAAUCCACCCACCUACUCCGAGCACGUUAUGGACCCAACCAACCCCAAACAAGAAACUGUUGACAAAAGACAAACCCCGUAUCUUGAACCGUGUCGCGUUCAAGUUUCCCGCCUUCCACUCCCCUCCCUCCCUCCUCACUCGCACAACCCAAAGCCCAAUCUCACCGUUGCAUGUCCUCUGCAGGGCCGGCCGUCCGCCAUCCGCCGUCCGCCGCAAGUCACAGCCCCCGCGGCCUGAAGAAGGUCCGAACCACUGA
This is a messenger RNA of Penicillium cosmopolitanum, 294 nucleotides long. RefSeq lists its product as uncharacterized. The record is from RefSeq and is a predicted model, not a curated record. Lineage: Eukaryota; Fungi; Ascomycota; Eurotiomycetes; Eurotiales; Aspergillaceae. The coding region runs from base 1 to 294 and encodes 97 amino acids. The transcript is spliced from 2 exons.